This is a messenger RNA of Paramecium pentaurelia, 983 nucleotides long. Lineage: Eukaryota; Ciliophora; Oligohymenophorea; Peniculida; Parameciidae. The record is from the annotation of a GenBank genome assembly.
AUGGUAUAAUUUUUGGUCUUAGUCCCUUAUAAUGGUGAUUAUUAAAAUACAAAAAAGGUUGGUAGAUGGGAUACUUUCUUUAAAUGUGGUGAUAAAGGAUUUACAUAGAUGUUGAUAUUAUUAUAAUUAACAGUAAAUUUACUGUGGUGGUGGAUUGAAGUUCGAUUAAGAUUGGUAGGUGGAUUGAGCUGAGUUAUGCAUUUAAAUUGGAUUCACAAGUCAUCUAUAAAGGUGAAUAUAAAAAGGGAAUAAAAUUGGCAGAUGGGAUAUUUAAUUUAGAGGAGAAAAUAAUGAAGAAUUUAAAUAGAUGUAAAAUAAAUAUAGUUAAUAUUAUGUAUAAAUUUGCAGUGGUGAAGGAUCAUAUCAUGAUCAAGUUAAAGGAAGCUCAAUUAAGAUUGGGAAAUGGAUUGAGUCGAAUGAUGAAUUUAUUUGGAAUUGAUGAAUUACUUUUAAUGACGAAUAUUUAAAUAAUAAAAAAGUUGGUAGAUGGGAUAUUUGGUAGAAGGAUUCUGAGAUAAAAAUAUAUCAAUAAAUACCUGGAGUAAAAAAUUAAUUUAUAGUGGAGUGGAUCAUAUGAUGAUGAUGAAGAUUCAAGUAAGAUUGGAUAAUGGAUUGAUUUAAGUGAUGAAUCCAAUUGUUAUUCGUAAAUUACUUUUAGAGGAGAAUAUAAAAACAAUAAAAAAGUUGGUAGAUGGGAUACUUGGUAUAAAGAUUAAGAGACAAAAAAGAAUGAAAAGAUGAGUAUAAAAUAAAAUUCUACUGGAGGCGGAUCAUAUAAUGAAGGAAUACAGAUAAAGUAAUGGAUUGAAUUCAGCGAUAGGUCAAAUGCAAAGUUUUUAAUCAACUAUGAUGGUGAAUAUAUUAAUGGUAAAAAGGUUGGAAGAUAAGAUAUUUAUUGGAAAAAGAAUUGUGAAGGUAAAUAAAAAGAACCUAUGUAUCAAUAAUAAAUUUUUAAUUAUAAAUGGUGGUGGAAUAUUUAAUGA